Messenger RNA from Paramisgurnus dabryanus, 7728 nucleotides. Lineage: Eukaryota; Metazoa; Chordata; Actinopteri; Cypriniformes; Cobitidae. The record is from RefSeq and is a predicted model, not a curated record.
CGGAUAAAGUUGCGUAUCAUUUAACACAGAGUUCAGGGGCUGUGCUCAGGGGCGGAGGAUAUAUCAGGGACAUCGGUAGGAUAUAUGGCAUUGUUGGCGAGGCUGUGCCACCCAGCAUCACAUCCCAUGAUGGAUCAUGAGCAGAUGGAUCGACGCAGAUACUCUCUCAUCUGGGCGCUCCGCCUAAAAUCUACCUGCCACUGAACUGGCACAGCCUGGACCCUCUCUGCGCUUUUGGGUGCGCAAUGGCUCUUUUACGCAACAACUUAACAAUCACAAGUAAUGCAGAUACUCUCAUUUGCUAAAAACAAUAAUCCUUCAUUUUUUCUCAGUGCCAUUGCGUUUUUCUGCUUGUGCGCGGCGUGCUUCAAUUUGGUUGCAAUAGAGGCUACAAUUGGUUACAAUUUGCACUAUCCAUGUUCGCAUAUAACAAGUUACUGUAAUUAAGUAUCCUAAUAUAUCACUAACAAUGAAAAUGUGUAAUUACAAGCAGUUAUAAUUAGAAAAUAAUUGCAUAUUUAGUAGCCGACGUGUAGUUCAUUAUUACUUAGUACUUAUGUAAAUACGCAUGAGCACUAAAGUAUGAACGUUUACAUUUUUUAUCAAAAUGCAAUUUUAAAAUAAAACGACCACAUUAGAACAUCUUAGUUUAACCCUGAACUCCUAGACGUCUUAAACAAUGUUCAGGACAGACCUCGGCGUAAGCUACAGGUCACGUCUUGCCCUAUGCGCACUGAUAAAAAGACUACUCAAAAUGCAUAAAUAAGGUAAAUGUAUUUUUAAUUUACUGUUAAGUAACUGCGGAACAUUUCAUUUAUAAAUUAUAAACAUAUAACUUUAAAAAUUAAAGUUGAUGAUGAUUUCAAUAUUAAGGGAAACACAGUAGCUACUGUACAGUAUGAACGCGUGCGCAACUUACGUCCACGUUUCAAUGUUUCCAAAACACAUUAGCCUACAAAUAUACUCCACAUGACCAACUUUCAGACCAGUGAUGCGGGCUGAGCAUUAAACAGAAACUGUGGCAAAAUAACAAACACUGACUGUAUUUCACCCAGUAAACUCAAAUCAUGCAACUAUUUGCUCAAUAAAUAACACUCCUCCCUGUUUGCAAAAUGACAGCCGCUUCCUGCAAUAUUCGGUCAUGCAAAUGCAACAGUUUUGCCACCAUGUAAUUAAUAACUUAAUUAAAAAGAAAAGAAUAAAAAGGAAAAAAUUCACAGUACAUUCGUAAUGUCAUCUGUUGAUGUAGCCAAAAUAAUAAAAAUGUUCAUCCGAUUACCUACCAAAAGGUAAAGGUCAGAAAUAUUGAAGAGGAAAUCCACAAUAGACAAAAAUAAAUAAAUUUUCUCUGCCCUAAAGUGUGUAUAAACCAAUAAAGUUUAAAAUAUUAUAGGCACGUUUAAAACAAAUGUGAUGUGUGACUAUCAACUCCUGUCUCGUCAUUUAUGGCUUUUGAGAUAAACAGCAGGUGCAUUCAUGCACGCCCGUCCGUUUCUUAAUGUUUUCCAUCAAAUCAUUUGAGAUUUUUCUAAUUUUAAUAUUUUAUGUCAAUCCAUAUCCGUUAACAUCUUAAAUUAUUCAUUUAUUAGCAUGCACAUUUAAAAAAAAUGCACAAUGAAUUAAAUGUAAAAACGUACUGCGACCAAGGCUGACUUAGGUUAUUUUUAAAAUAAACUUUUUUUAUUGCAAAUGCUCUUGCGCGUACGAUAUCACACUGUGUAUUUGCGCUGCUGCGAAUACAGACAGGCAGUGUGCCGGGUGCCGCGUGUUUGUGUGUGUGCGCGUCUGUGUGUGUGAGAGAGAGAGAGAGUGUGUGUGUGUGUGUGUAAGACAGCGGCUCGCGAUGUCCACGCUCUCCACCGCUGUUCUGGUGAUCCGAUAGUUGUGAAAAGCCACCACUAGUCGCCCCCAGUGCUCUUGCAGUCUCCAAUUUUCCUUUCCCACUGUAGACUUAACGUCACGUCCGCACUUGAACUUGAAUUUUAUCCCAUUGUACGGAGGCAGCCCUCGCCACAGAGCGACAGAGAGCUCCCGGAGACACAGGACUCCGCCAUCUUAAUACAGGCAGAAAAGGGGAAAAAACCUCGCAGGUCUUCAUUCAUCUGGAAAGGAGGUGGCAAGUCCGUUUCCCUGGUCUCCGGUCCGCAAAGCCGAAUAGGGGGAGCAAGUGCAAAGAGUUGGAGGGAGUGAGAAGUAACCGGGCAUCGCAUGCAAUAGUGCCCUGGAAAGAAGAACUGUCCGGCGCUUAGCGCACUGAAGUGUACACUCAAGGAGAAUUUGGAUUCAUCCAAUUUAAUAAGUAGUUUUUUUCUUUCUUAAAUUAUUAUUUAGACUUAAAGAAAAUAUUAAUUGCCUAUGACAAUUCUAUAAGCCGCUGACUUGACGAAGAGAACCACUUUGGUGUCCAACCUCUCCAAACGCACCGGGCAUCGCGUUCUGAUUUACUUCACAAGCUCCAAGAGACAUUUACAGUGGUUUCUUCACAACUGUCACUCAAAGGCGUGAAACUUCAAGGAUAUUUUUUGGUUGCCCUCAUCGCACAACAGAAGCGCAUGUGUGUGUGUCGGUGAGAUACUGAGCGUCUGCGCGUCUCUGGUCAUCUGGAGCUCCGGAGCGCAGAGACACUUUCUCUUUCCUCACGUUCAAGGGACGUCUGUCUACAUCCACGGCCCGGAGCUGUGGCACUUCUGUGGAAGUCCCGGGAAAAGUUAGUUAGUGAGGGGGGACGAAGCCCACGGACACGGAGGAAAGAAGAAGCGAGCCGACUAUUCCUUGUGCUGGUCUCCGGGCGAUGCCAGUGUAAAUGCCAGGGCAAUGUCCCGUCGCAAGCAGGGAAACCCUCAACAUUUGUCGCAAAGAGAAAUUAUAACACCAGAAGCUGAGCAUGUGGAUGCCGGACUGGCCGUGGCCGAUCUCCACCCUCACCCGCUGCUGGACCCCAGCAUGGCCGGGCAUCUGCCCCCGGGCCUGGGUGACCACGACCUCCUCACCUGCGGUCAGUGCCAACUAACCUUCCCACUGGGAGACAUCCUGCUCUUCAUCGAGCACAAGAAAAAACAGUGCCAGUCUCUGCCGGCCGGCCACGGGUGCUACGACAAGAUGGCGGACCGCAACAGCCCCUCGCCGCCCCGCGCCGAGCUGAGGAAAGUGGUGGAACCGGUCGAAAUCGGAAUCCAGGUGACACCAGAAGAAGAGGACGAGAGACUGUUGACGCCCCCAAAAGGAAUUUGCCCUAAGCAAGAAAGUGGCCUGGCAGGUAGAGAUGAACCUUCAAGUUACAUAUGCACGACGUGCAAACAGCCCUUUACCAGCGCCUGGUUCCUUCUGCAGCACGUUCAAAACACGCAUGGGAUCCGCAUUUAUUUGGAGAGCAACCCAUCCAAUACCUCCUUAACCCCACGGAUCACCAUUCCUCCUCCUAUUGGUGCUGAGUCUAUACCACAGUCCCCACUAACCAGCUUUUUGGGGGACAAUAACCCCUUUCACCUCCUAAGGAUGUCUGGACCCCUACUCCGGGAGCCCCCACCAGGUUUCGUGGAAAGCCGCCUCCCCAAUACGCCUCCCUUCGUCAGCCCCCCUCCCCGCCAUCACUUAGAUCCCCAUCGCCUAGAACGCCUUAGCGCAGAGGAAAUGGGUAUAAUCUCCCAACAUCCCAGUGCCUUUGAGAGAGUGAUGCGCAUGACACCCAUGGCCAUGGAGUCUCAGUCUAUGGAUUUCUCCCGUCGGCUAAGGGAGCUUGCUGGAAACAACAACUCCACUCCACCGCUGUCACCGAGUCGUGCCAACCCUAUGCAUCGCCUUCUCAAUCCCAACCCUUUUCAGCCCAGCCCGAAAUCGCCCUUUCUGAACACCCCUCCAUUGCCCCCCAUGCCCCCUAAUAGCACCACUCCUCCACAGAUACAGGGCAAGUCAAAGUCCUGCGAGUUCUGUGGGAAAACUUUCAAGUUUCAGAGUAAUCUGGUUGUACAUCGGCGAAGCCACACGGGCGAAAAACCCUACAAGUGCCAAUUGUGUGACCACGCCUGUUCUCAAGCUAGCAAACUUAAACGGCACAUGAAGACCCACAUGCACAAGUCCGGCUCCAUGACGGGCCGCUCCGAUGAUGGUCUUUCCACUACUAGCUCACCCGAGCCGGGCACAAGUGAUGUCACUGGAGAGGGAAUGAAAAACAGAGAUGGAGACUUCAGAGGUGAGGGCAUGGGGCCUGACAACGAAGAGGAGGAGGAAGAGGAAGAAGAGGAAGAGCUGGAAAAUGAGAGCAGGCCUGAGUCAAAUUUUAGCAUGGACUCUGAGUUCUGUCGAAAUAGAGAAAAUGGCUCAAAGCCACCUUCAGAUGAUAAAAAUCUUUCCUUGGGUAAAAUGGUAGAAAAUGCGGGACUCAGCUCCAUCCAGCAGUACAGUAACUUAAUAGUUGACAAUCGGAAAAGGCUUCCGUUCUCCAAAAGGGGCUCAGAUGUGCAGAGGGGCGAUGACGAUUCGGUAGUGAGGGAAAUGGACCAAGUGGAGCGGGCAACUGUAAACGGAAGGAACUGUGGAUCUGGCGACUCUUUCUCAGGCCUGUUUCCCCGCAAGCCCACUCCUAUCACCAGCCCUAGCCUCUCUAACUCUUCUAACAAGAGGAUCAAAAUAGAGAAGGAUUUGGACAUGCCCCCAGCUCCCCUAAUCCCGUCUGAAAAUGUCUACUCCCAGUGGCUGGUGGGCUACGCCGCAUCUCGUCACUUCAUCAAAGAUCCCUUUCUUGGCUUCACUGAUUCCAGACAAUCUCCAUUCGCCACCUCCUCGGAGCACUCGUCCGAAAACGGCAGCCUGCGAUUCUCCACGCCGCCAGGGGACCUGCUGGACGGGGGCCUCUCCGGCCGCAGCGGUACCGCUAGUGGAGGCAGCACUCCGCACUUGGGUGGGGGACCAGGACCCGGCCGACCCAGCUCCAAAGAGAGCCGAAGGAGUGACACCUGCGAGUACUGCGGGAAGGUGUUCAAGAACUGUAGCAAUCUGACAGUGCACAGACGCAGUCACACAGGCGAGAGGCCCUACAAGUGUGAGCUUUGCAACUACGCCUGUGCCCAGAGCAGCAAGCUCACCCGCCACAUGAAGACGCACGGCCAGCUCGGACUUCCUGUGAUGUGUAGUUGAGAGCAUUCUCAGAAGUAGCAACACGCUUACAGAAUGCACAGCUGAUUUUUCUCUUUUCUUUCCUCUUCUAUUCUUUUUUAUUUUUAUUAAAAAGGGCUGUCUCUGUCACACACCUGUUUUGUUGCCAGUUAAACACCCUUUUUCGACAAGAUGCCCUAACACCACAAAUGAUUGAACUGAGGGAAUAUUGUGGUUUCAAAAAGAAUAUAAUAAUCAAGCGAGAGAGCGAAAGAAAGAAAAGUAAACAUACACAGCUCUUUGCAGUUGACCCGCACUUUAUUAUUUUGAUUUCCAUAUUUGAAAACAACAGAGAAACGGCUUCUGAACAAGAAAUUAUGUUCAAAAAUGGAUUUAUUGGGCCUUGCUAGUGGGAGCAUUUGAGAUUGAAGUGCCAGCGUUGAUAGGCUUGGCUUUCACAAUGCUGGCACUAUAAAAAUGAAAUUAAUUUAUUUGGACAGUUUUUGUACUGCCAUUCAAUUUGACAUGAGUGUGCCUUGAAUACUGAUCUUCCUAUUUAUUGUCUUAUAAGACAAAUGCAACGCUUUUGUGAAGCAAAGGAUUUAAAAAAAAUUGAGUCCAUGUGGUUUUAAUUUGCUUCUAAAACAAUAAUGAUAAAACAGAUAUCACAUCAUUUAAAGUUAAAUUAAAAGUAGCCAGCACAAUACUAAUGUGUGUCUAUGUGUGUAUAUAUGUAUGCAUAUGUACAUAUAACUGCACAAAAACACACACAAUAGACAAAUAUAUAUAUAGUAUAUAUAUAUAUAUAUAAAUAUAUGUACAAUUUUUUCACUUCAGGACUAGACUGCGUCCCUUGGAAAUAAUGGAUGACUUUUUUGCUACAAAUAGUUACUAAAGAGACUGGACAAAAAUCAGGAACUACAGAAUCUUUAAAAAAGACAAAAAAAAGGAAAAAAGAAAAAGUAAAACGUUUAGUGCACUCUGUCUUAAAAUACGUUUACAGUAUUGAAACAAGUACAAGGGUAAAAUGAUAUGUCUGUGUAUGUGUGUUUUAAACAAACAAGAAUUUUUCUUUUCUUUUUUCCAAGUUUGCUUAUAAAAAUUUUCUGAAUGCCAUAGUGGCGUGUGUAUAUUGUUUUUUUUUGGUGAUGGGAUUUUAAGUAUAUAUAUAUACUUUUAAGUAUAUAUAUAUAUAUUAUGACAUUUCUUGUUUACUGUAAAAGUAUACCAGUAUUUGUAAUAUUGGAGAAUGCCUGGGCAUUUUACAAAAAAAAAGAAAAGAAAAAAUAUAUUUUUUCCCAACUAUAAUUUCUGUCUUUUUCUUUUUUUUUAAGUUUCAUUUUGCAGUCCAAUUUAAAUUGUGGUCUCUAAAAUGUUUUGUCACUGUAACUGUAAAAGUCUUGAGUUUUAGUAAUUUUUAUCUGCCUUGGGUGUAAAAAAAUAAAGAUUAAAUUGAAUAAAAGAGAAUUGCUAACAGAAUCUGUAGGCGAAAGGGCCAGCGAUAUUAUACAGAAAGAUGUUUACAGGAGAAAUACAGAGGUUCCUGUUAUGUAUAUCUUUCUGGUUUCUUCUUCAUUAAUGGAUUUUCUUAAUGGCUGGAAUGAAAUACAUGUGUAGGCACUAUGAUGUAUGUGUGUGUGAGUGAGUGUGUGUGUGCGCGUGUGUAUAUAUAGACUGUAUAUGUACACACAUUUGGCAGGAUACAAUUGUGAAAAUUGAAAUUAAAAUGUACAGAUGAGUUUAAGAGAUUGUCUGACCUUUUACUGUAGCUACAUAUACAACAGUAAAUGUUUUGUUCACUCUUAUCUUGGUUGUAAAUAAUUUUAUAUGCUUGCCCAGUCUUUGUUUUGUUUUCUCUGAUGGAUCCUUUGACUAUUUUUAUUUUUUAAACAAAGCCCCAUCAUUUCUCUGAUUCGGGGCUUCAUACAUGAUUUAUGGGGCCUGUGAAGUGCAGGUCUUCUAGCAUGAGAAGAAUAGAGCACAAAUACAACAUGUUGUCCAAGUUAUUAUUGGUCAUUUUGUCAUUUUCUAAUCAGGAAGUAAAGAAAAGGUCUGGAACGUUUAUAAGGUCUCUCUCUAUCUCUCUCUCUCUCUCUUUCAAAUUUUCUUCUCAAGCACAUACACACAGGAAACACACACACAUUCAUAACAUUACUAAAAUAAUCAACAUAGUCAACUCUAAGGGGACUUUCAAGCGUGUAGGUAACAGGAUAGCCAAGCCAAACCUCAUUCUACAUAGAAGGUUUGCUAAUUGUGUGCAAUUCACAUCAAAGCUUUUUGCCUCUGACCAAAGGCUACAAUUAAAGAGUUACUAAAAUUGACCACACUCAUACAGACAUGAAUCAAUCAAGCUGACCCCACCGUGUAUAUUUUCAAACCCUUCCCAGAAUGCAUUAAUCUUGGAUUAACGUGGCAUCUAAGAAAAGAUGUGACACUGUUUGUCCACUCAUUUAUACAGUACAUUCAUCUCAAACUGCAGAUUAUGUUCACUUGUUGUUUUUGAAAACCGCCCUUCUGUGUAUAUUUUAGUCUUUUUUCCCUCCCAUAUUUCUUCUGAGCAUUAGAAGCUGAUGCCCCUUGUUUGGACUGAAGCAACUUUGGUAUGCAGGUCUUGAAUAAAAAGAAAAAUAAUUUUUA